Balaenoptera musculus (blue whale) is the source of this 345-nucleotide messenger RNA. RefSeq names its product 28S ribosomal protein S25, mitochondrial-like. The transcript has a single exon. The record is from RefSeq and is a predicted model, not a curated record. Gene Ontology annotation, molecular function: structural constituent of ribosome. Lineage: Eukaryota; Metazoa; Chordata; Mammalia; Artiodactyla; Balaenopteridae. Bases 37 to 345 code for a protein of 102 amino acids. Gene Ontology annotation, cellular component: mitochondrion.
CAGGGGGACGUGGUGUUCAAGGACUCGGUGAAGGUCAUGACGGUGAGCUACAACACGCACGGGGAGAUGGGCGAAGGCGCCAGGAAAUUCGUGUGUUUCAACAUACCUCAGAUCCAGUACAAGAACCCCUGGGUGCAGAUCAUGAUGUUUAAGAACAUGACGCUGACACCCUUCCUGCGGUUCUACUUCGAUUCUGGGGAGCAAGUCCUCGUGGACGUGGAGACCAAGAGCAAUAAGCAGGUCGUGGAGCACAUCAAAAAGAUUCUGGGGAAGAAUGAGGAAACCCUCAAGAAAGAGGAGCAGGAGAAAAAUCAGCUUUCUCACCCAGCGCACUUUGGCCCCUGA